Messenger RNA from Plasmodium gonderi, 1032 nucleotides. Its product is annotated as variable surface protein. The transcript is spliced from 3 exons. The record is from RefSeq and is a predicted model, not a curated record. Lineage: Eukaryota; Apicomplexa; Aconoidasida; Haemosporida; Plasmodiidae. Bases 1 to 1032 code for a protein of 343 amino acids.
AUGGCUGAAAAACCAACGCAUACUUUUAGUAAAACUGAAUUACCUUCAGUUUUAUUUUAUGAUAUGCUUAUUAAGGAUUCUAUGGGAUUAGCAGAAGUAAGAUUCUGUAAUACUUUUUCUAAUAAAUACAGUAAAAAUAAACAAAUCAAAGAUCUUUUUAUAAAAUAUAUAAAUUAUUUAAACAAACAAAACGAUAUGCGGAAAGAACAAAAAUAUAAAAAUAUUGAUUGCAAAAUUUUCACUUAUUGGCUAUAUGAAAAGCUCUUAAAAACUCUUGGAUAUAAUAAAUCAUUGUGCAAUAGUGCAUUUGAUGAAAUUCAAAGUUAUUGGAUCUCUUUAUCUGAAGUUAAGCCUCAAAUUAAAGAAUACAAAUGUCAACCCUAUUCUUAUAUUAAAAAUUACUACGAUAAUUGGAAAGAUUCUAAAGAACUUUAUGAUUACUAUAUAGAUUUUAAUUAUCUUGAUAAACUUUCUAGUAAUUGUAAUGAAAACUGUGAUGAAUUAUGCAAGUACUUGAAAGACGUAACAGUUUCAUACGAUAAAUUUAAAAUGUUUUUUUCUUCUAACAAAGGAAGUCGAUGCCCGCUAUCUUUGCAUGAAUAUAAAAAAUGCGAUCCAAAAUUAUUGUUAGAAAGGUUUAAAUGUUAUACUCCGACUAACGAAUUAGAUAACGGUGAAACAAAAGAACCUGAAUUAGAAGGAGAAGUGACCCCUGAAAGAGGAGAGCUUUCUGACGCUGCAUCAUUUACAGUAAUCCCUCAGAAUGAAUCAGAAUUAAAAAAUGACGAAUCUAGUCCCUUACGGACCUUUGGUAAUUCUCUUUUAGGAUUAGUUCUAACCUCUAUGUUAUUUGGUGUUUUAUAUAAUUUUACGCCAUUAGGAAGAAUAUUUCAAAAUAAGUUUCCAAAUGUUGCUUAUAUGAUAAACAAUCUAAGUCAUAAAGGAAAAAGGUUAUCCAACCAUAGAUCAGAUACGUAUAGCCCAUUUCGCGAAUAUUUGGAAGAAAAUUAUAUAAGAUAUGACCCAGUCUAA